UCGCGGUCGUUUUCAACAAAUGAUGAAGUCAUUUUACAUUUUACUUUUUAUCACAUCCUCCUGGGUGGCAGCCGAGUCAAAACAAAAAAUCAUAGGUUAUGCCCAGCAACCAUCAUGUCCUCCACUUGGACUAGGAGAGUACUUUGAGGUGGCAACGAUACAAACAAGGUCGCGAAUGUACGGUUGCGCUUACUUAGAAAAAGAUACAGUAUUGAGCAAAACUCCACUGUUGAAUUUGUGGCUUGAACGUCCCGUGGAAACCAGUGUACACGGACAUUGCGAUGACCUGACUUCCAUGGACCACUUCGUUUUUGAAUGUAUUACAAAAUACUUUCCGCACAGUACUGACGAGUUUAUUCAAGGCUGGCAUUAUCUAACGCUAUUAGAACGUAGGCCAUACAUGAAAAAUAAUACUGAAGUCAAAUCGACAUUGUUCUACAGGUGUGCCGUUUACGAUAUGCAUGACGCUUCUUCGGAGGGAGUGAAGAUAAUUAGAAUGGCGAUCAGCGCACCAAGAGUUGGGAUGAUGCAUGAAAGUCAGUGCGACGGCCUAUCAAAAACUAUGGGACAGGAUAACUUACCUUACGUUCCCGAAGGUCGACGAACAUGGCCCAAUGGCUCGCUGUACUUGUACCUGUUGGGAAAACCAUUAAUAGAACCCCGCCCAAAAAAAGAAGAACCUAAAAUAUAAUAAGAGGAUGGCUGCACAGUUAUAACAAGUCGUCCAACAACUAAAACCAGCUACUACAUCUACGAUACCCA
Molecule: messenger RNA, 762 nt
Organism: Rhopalosiphum maidis (corn leaf aphid)
Lineage: Eukaryota; Metazoa; Arthropoda; Insecta; Hemiptera; Aphididae
Exons: 5
Coding region: 20-691 (223 amino acids)
Source: RefSeq, a predicted model, not a curated record